Mauremys reevesii (Reeves's turtle) is the source of this 4504-nucleotide messenger RNA. RefSeq names its product myosin light chain kinase 3 (gene MYLK3). Gene Ontology annotation, biological process: positive regulation of apoptotic process; intracellular signal transduction; protein phosphorylation. NCBI's taxonomy places the organism in Eukaryota, Metazoa, Chordata, Testudines, Geoemydidae. The transcript has 13 exons. Gene Ontology annotation, cellular component: cytoplasm; nucleus. The coding region runs from base 132 to 2786 and encodes 884 amino acids. Gene Ontology annotation, molecular function: ATP binding; protein serine/threonine kinase activity. The record is from RefSeq and is a predicted model, not a curated record.
AGAAUUUAUCCUUGGUUGUAGGGUAAGGAAGUGACUAAGGAAGAUGAGCUUUCAAAGAAUCACCCUCUAAUUUACACCCUUAAUGAGGAGUCACCCAAAUUGCACUGCCAUUGACUCCUUGUCUGGGCAGAAUGUCUGAGGGUAACAUGGAGCAUGGAAAGGUGCCUGGAAAUGCAGUGGCUAGGUUGCAGCCUGCAAGAGGGAAUAACUUAAGCAUGAUGGACAAAAAAUUGAAUCUUUUGAAUGAAAAGGUAGAUAAAUUAUUGAGUUUCCAAGAAGACUUGAAUGGCAAGCUACAAAAGGUGAACCGAGGCAUUGAUGACAUAGGAAAGAACAUUGAUAAGUUAACAGCAUCCCAAGCAUCCAGUGCUCAGACUGAUACAACAAAAAGAGGCCUAAAACCUGGAGACAGUAUUCACCCAUCUGAGACCGAAAAUGCGUGCUCAGAAAUGUUGAAGCUGAUGAGAGCUACACAGCAAGAUGCCUUGAAGCACAGGGAGAGGCUGGAUAAGAUAGAAAAAAUGGUUGAUACUGUGGAUAAAGUCAUUACAUUUGUGGGAGAGACAUUCAAAAAUUCUAAAGUAGUGGAUUUCAUUCUGAGAGGCAUUGUACCCUGGAAGAAAGAGAAUCUGGUUGAAAUCCUAAUGGAGACUAAAGAUAAACCUGAAGAGAAGGGUGCAAAACCAAAGCAUGUACCUAGCAACAGAGGAGUCCAGGCCGAAAGCAAGGAGUCUUUGGAAGAGCCCACAGGAGAAGAAAAGUUGGAUGAAAAUAAUGGGACAUGUGAAAAAGUAAACUCUUUCAAUGCUGUAGUCUCCAAAGUUGACUCCAGUCCACAAGUUAAAGAAAGGACAACACAGCUGCAAACAACAGCAGGUUCUGGCAAAACAAAUAGCUCUAAGAAUUGUCAACCACAAAAAGACACUGUAAUUGCAGCUUUGAUUCCAAACCAUGGUCUUCCCUUCAUAAAUCAUGGCCCCAUGGGGAACAAGAAUGUUAUUGCUGAAGGAAUUGAUAAGGACAGAGCACCAGGACUGGAAGAACACUGCAGAAAGCCUAUUAAUCAGAAAUCAAAAGAAAGUGAAAACAAAGCCUCUACACUCAGUGCUAUGUCCAUGGAAGCCGUGCCAUCCACAUCAAAGUCUGUAUCCAGAGCAGGGUGUGAAGUGAUACGUACAAGGAUUUCCAUCAAUGUGCAGAUGACUGACACCCAAGAAAAGUUUCCAGUGGCCAAGGAAGGAAGCACUGGUGGUCACGGAGGUACAAGUUCCAAAGUAAAAUCCCCUUUCUCCUCACCGCUGGAAGUUGAAGGUGUUAAACAUCUGACUGACAAAUUUAAACAGAAUCCAUGCCCCCCAAACACCAGAACUGACCCAAUUCAAGAAGUAAAAGGGGUGAAGCUUACUAAUAAACACAAUGAACAGGAACCCAAAUUAGGGAAGCCACAGAUGCUAUUGAACAAAGUCUCAAUAGAUAAAAAGCCCCUAGAGAAAUCAGAGCUAAAGUGCAAGUCCAUAUCCUCUCAAAGCACAACUGAAAACUAUACUAAAAAAGAUCUUGGGGCCAAAAUGAAAAGCCAUAAAGAAGAAACAAAGACAAUGAAAGAAUCCACAAAGGAUGCUAGAGCUGAAUUAGAAUUAGAAUGUGUGGAAUUAGAAAGCACAUACGCAGGACAAAAAGAAGACAAUGCAAAUCAAUGUACAGGAGAGGCCCCAGAAAACACUACAUCAGUAGGAGCCAGCAAAGCAUUUGGCAAGCAGGAUGAAGGAAUCAUUGAUGACAGCCCUCCUCCUCCUGCUCCCUUUGAACAUCGGGUAGUGAGUGUCAAACAAACAGAGAUAACAACGUGCUACUCAGUGUGCCGGCAUGAAGUAUUAGGAGGGGGGCGUUUUGGUCAUGUUCACAAGUGCACAGAGGUGUCAACUGGUCUUAAUCUGGCAGCCAAAAUAAUAAAAGUGAAAGGAGCAAAGGAGAGGGAGGAAGUGAAAAAUGAAAUAAACAUCAUGAACCAGUUAAAUCAUGUGAAUCUGAUCCAGCUUUAUGAUGCUUUUGAAUGCAAGAACAACCUCACCUUGAUCAUGGAAUAUGUUGAUGGUGGUGAAUUAUUUGACCGAAUCACAGAUGAAAACUACCAUCUAACUGAGUUGGAUUCAAUCCUUUUUACCAAACAAAUAUGUGAAGGAGUCCACUACAUACAUCAGCAGUAUAUUCUCCAUUUAGACCUGAAGCCUGAAAACAUAUUGUGUAUAAAUCGCACAGGAAACCAGAUUAAAAUUAUUGACUUUGGUUUAGCAAGGAGGUACAAACCUCGUGAGAAGCUGAAAGUUAAUUUUGGCACUCCUGAAUUCCUGGCUCCCGAAGUGGUGAACUAUGACUUUGUUUCGUUCCCAACUGACAUGUGGAGUGUAGGCGUCAUCACGUACAUGCUGCUCAGUGGCUUAUCGCCAUUCCUAGGAGAAACGGAUGCAGAGACAAUGAAUUACAUAGUGAACUGCAGCUGGGAUUUUGAUGCAGAAGCAUUUGAACAACUCUCAGAAGAGGCAAAAGACUUUAUUUCCAAACUCCUUGUGAAGGAGAAGAGUUGCAGGAUGAGCGCAGCACAGUGUCUGAAACACGAGUGGCUAAAUGAUCUGCCUGGCAAAGCCAAGAAAUCCAAGCUUUGCCUGAAGUCCCAGUUGCUGCUACGGAGUUACAUGGCUCAUAGAAAAUGGAAGAAACAUUUCUACGUGGUUGCUGCUGCCAAUCGGCUGAGAAGGUUUCCGAGCAUGUCUGUCAACCUUGCGUAAGCUGCUGUGGAAGAGCUAUAGGCCUUAGAGCUAGAGAUGAAGCAGAGAGAAAAGGACUGGAUGCUUCUCUCUCUUCCCCCACCACUUUUGCCAUCCUCAUGUUAUGUAUCAUGCGAGUGCUUAGGUACCAGAACUGCCUCCGAGCACAACAACAUAGAAUGAAUUUUACUAAUCUUUAUAACGGGUUUCCAUAGUUCUGUUUUACAAGCUCUCAGCUACUGGAUAUAGUGAUACAUAAAUAUUCAUGAUAUAGCUCCACUCAUAGCUAUGAUGAUAUGCUCAUAAUUAGCAGUUAAGUUCCUUGAGUGGGAUCCAUUUCGUUUGGAAGUCUUUGAUUAUUUAUAUGGCUCCAAAGGGUGGAGUAUAGCAGCAAGCACCUGCUCAGCAGCAGUGGAUACCUUAAGACUUUCUAUGUUAAUGAGGUGCUGUACUAUCACUUUUAGGGCAUUGCAACAGUGGUGAUAGAUUUGGAGGGAUAAUAGUGCUAUAGUUUCCCCAAAGAAAAUUUUUACUUUUUUUUCUGUCUCUUCCCCCCCACCCACGGCUUUUUUUUUUUUUUUGCACAGAAGCAUCACAAUAAUGCAUGGCAAACUAGUCAGAGUAGAAAGAAAAAGUGUCUUCCACAUUAUCCUUUAAUACAAAAUCCACUGCUUUCAGAGAUAUUUAAAACCUGGCACAAGUUAAGACAGAUUGUCCCCUACCGCUCUAUUUUUAUAAUGGGUCAAACUGAUUAAAUAGCUCUUUAGGUUGGUAUGAAUCUAGGUUCAGCUGCCACAAAUGAAAAACAAUUGGGAUGACAAUCUGGUGGAUGCAAUACUGUGCAGUUAGGUGUCUCCACCUCCCCAGGAACAGAGGUUUUCUAAGUUGAUAGUUGAGUUCAACACUUCUGCCAAAUACCAUGAACUGUAACAGACAAGCUACUGCUUUGUAACAGAUGAACUGGUUUUUGUUUCUGUUCAGCUGCUGGGGAGGGGAGGGACGGAGGAGGAAGGAUCAGUGAAUUGCCAGCCUUUGACUCUCUUUCAGUCACAUGGAAACUGUUGCCCUUUUUCUGAUUGUUUAAAAACAAAAAUUAAUUGGUAUUGUGAAGAAAAAGGUUAAUGUCAAGAACCAGUUUUUUUUUCCUGAUGCUUAUAAAGCUGGAGGCACCCCAUCUAACAUAAGCCCAGUAUCAGUUGUGUUUCCUUAGUGUUUAUCAGGCACUUUUGUAGAGGUGGCUGGCAUGCUGUUUCCUUUGUGGCUAAUCUAGAGGCUGCACCACUCUAUGUGAGCUGAUUAAAAUAAUUUAUCACUAACAGUAGCAGCUUAAGACUGCACAUUAAGCCUACUCAAAUCACAAUUUUACUCCCAUUAACUCAUAGCCCUUCAAUUGCCUAAGGUGGUUGUUGCUACUAGCCCUCAUCAAGACCUUAAAAAUUGCUUACCCUAGUUUAACGUUAAGCUUGUCUAGCUUUUCAGUUCAGUUCUAGACGUCUCCCUUCACGGCCAGAUGGACUGGACUUGUACAGCACUUUUGGCAUUAUGUCAGAGGGCACCAAAAGUUACAUGAAAAAAUCCUGACAAGGGAUCACCUUCUAUGAAGGCCCAAACUUGUUCACAUUUCCCCUCCCCGGUGACACUGCAUGGUAAACAGUUAUUGUUAGUAUGCCUAGUUAUGAAAGUAACACUAAUAAAUCUCAGUAAAAAUGUAACUGGCCUAUUUCUCUUGAGUCUGAAAU